AUGACUCAAGACAGCAAGAGGCGCAAGCUGUCUAACGGCAGCUACGAAGCCACAAGUCCCAAAAUCACAGAAACAAACCAAGCCACCGAGGCAGCGCCCCCGGACCAGAGACGAUCUCUCUUCGUUCGCUCCCUGCCGGCGUCAGUGACGACUGAGCGGCUCGCUGAACACUUCUCUGACUCCCUCCCAAUCAAACAUGCGACCGUCGUUAUCGAUCCAGAGACGAAGAUCUCGCGAGGCUUUGGUUUCGUCACAUUAGCAGACGCCGAAGAUGCACAGGCCGCUGUGGCCCAGUUCAACAAUUCUGAGCUGGAUGGGAGGAGGAUAAAGGUCGAAUUAGCCGAAGCAAGACACAGAGACGGAGAUAUCGAAGGUAGGGGUACUAUCAACACGACUGCGCUCAAGCUCAAGGCUCAAAGGGAGAAGAGCAAGGAAGACUCGCAAGCACCCAGACUUAUUGUGCGAAACCUGCCGUGGAGCAUCAAGACGUCUGACGAGUUGGCCGCGCUAUUUCGGAGCUAUGGCAAGGUCAAGCACGCUGUCGUACCGAAAAAGAACCCAAAGGUCCAGUACGGCUUUGGCAUUGUUUUGUUACGAGGCAAAAAGAACGCCGAGAGAGCAAUUGCUGGGGUCAAUGGCAAAGAGAUCGAUGGCCGCACAUUAGCUGUGGACUGGGCGGUGGACAAGGAGACUUGGCAGGAAGUGCAGAAGACCGGUCAGGUCAAGCCACAACCGAAGGACACAAAGCAGCCUACAGACGAAGGCGAACGUGACAGUGCUGAUGGUGUUGGCCGUGAGGGCGAAGAACCGGAAUUGGACGGAGAUUUGCAAGUGGAUCAGAGUGCUGAGGAUAGCACUGACUUAGCACAAGGGUCCGACGAGGACUCACUCGAUGGUUUGGACGCUCAAGCCGACGACGAGGACCUCGGAUCUGAAGCUGAGAGUGCCCUUUCAGACGACGAGCCGGCCCAGAACAGGAACGACACCACCGUGUUUGUGAGAAACCUACCCUACAGCACUGAUGACGAUGCUCUGAAAGACCACUUCUCGACCUUCGGACCAGUACGGUAUGCUCGAGUUGUCUACGAUCAGGAUACCGAAAGGCCGCGGGGAACGGGCUUUGUCGCUUUCUUCAAUCUCGAGGAUGCCAAAACUUGUGUCAAGAACGCUCCAAGGCAUGGGGCUCCAACAGAGCAGGCGGCCAAGGACAAGAAGCGUCGCGGCGAAACCCUCAAGCAUUCGAUUUUGGAAAAUGAGGCAUCGGAUCCUUCUGGUCAAUAUACCCUUGAAGGUCGAGUCCUCCAGGUCACCCGUGCAUUGAGCAGAGAAGACGCAGAACGACGUGCCACCGAAGCGAGCGACAAACGAGACAUCCGCGACCGUGACAAGCGCCGGCUCUACUUGCUCUCCGAGGGCUCCAUCACGAACGGAUCCAAGCUCUCCGAGCAGCUAGGCAAGGCGGAGAUUGAUAUUCGAGAGGCCAGUGCUCGCCAGCGUCAAAAGCUGAUCAAGAGCAGCCCCAACCUCUGUUUGAGCUUGACUCGACUGAGUGUCAGAAACUUGCCCCGCGGCAUUGGCAGCAAGGAGCUGAAGGCCCUGGCCAGAGAAGCCGUGGUUGGAUUCGCCCAGGAUGUCAAAGAGGGCCUACGGCAACCCCUGAACAAGGAAGAAUUGCGCCGCGGUGGUAGCGAAAUGCAAGAGGCCGAGCGCAAACGCAAGCAAUCCGGCAAAGGCAUCGUCAAACAGGCCAAAGUCGUGUUCGAGGAUAAAGAGGGCGGGAAAGUGAAGGAGGGUGCGGGUCGAAGCAGAGGUUACGGCUUCAUUGAGUAUGUCAGCCACCGAAAUGCUCUUGCUGGGUUGCGUUGGCUCAAUGGACAUAUGGUGAAAGCGAAGAAUGCCGGCGAAGAAAGAGGGAAACGACUCAUUGUUGAGUUUGCGAUUGAGAAUGCUCAAGUGAUACAGCGCCGAGCUGAGAGAGAGCGCAAGGCAAAAGAAGAAGGCGGCAAGAGAAUGAAAUCGAGCGAGAGGUCCCAUAACGAAGGCGGCGGGAAGGGAAGCAACAAACGGAAACGCAGCGACAAGGACGUCGAAGAGUCAGGUCCUCAAGCCGCUAAAGCCUUGGAUCCUGAGGAGAAGAACCGCGUGGCGAAGCGGAACAGGAUCAUUGCAAAGAAACGUCAGGCUAGGAAGACGCGCAAGGGAUAA
Messenger RNA from Cladophialophora yegresii CBS 114405, 2205 nucleotides. RefSeq lists its product as uncharacterized. Lineage: Eukaryota; Fungi; Ascomycota; Eurotiomycetes; Chaetothyriales; Herpotrichiellaceae. The coding region runs from base 1 to 2205 and encodes 734 amino acids. The record is from RefSeq and is a predicted model, not a curated record. The transcript has a single exon. Gene Ontology annotation, molecular function: RNA binding.